Messenger RNA from Miscanthus lutarioriparius, 408 nucleotides. Lineage: Eukaryota; Viridiplantae; Streptophyta; Magnoliopsida; Poales; Poaceae. The record is from the annotation of a GenBank genome assembly.
AUGGCUGAGUCCACAAUGUCCUCCAUCACCCUACACGACAUUGCCCCUACAACAUUCAGAGCCAUGCUUCGGUUUGUUUACACAGAUGCCUUCCCAGGAGGUGACGAGCUUGGGGACUCUCCUUCUGAGAUGGUGCAGCAUCUGCUAGCUGCGGCUGACCGGUUCGCAUUGGACCGGCUUAAGCUUAUGUGUGCACAGAAAUUGUGGGAAGGGGUGUCUGUCGAUACGGUUGCUGGGAUCUUAACUUGUGCUGAAAUGUACAGCUGCCUAGAGUUGAAGAACAAGUGCAUUGACUUCUUUGCAUCUGAGGAGAAUUUCAAGAAGGCUGUGUUGACCAAGGGUUAUGUGCAGUUGGUUCAGGAGUUCCCUUCAAUUAUUGAUGAGUUACGACAGAGGAUUGGGUUAUGA